Molecule: messenger RNA, 7650 nt
Organism: Labeo rohita (rohu)
Lineage: Eukaryota; Metazoa; Chordata; Actinopteri; Cypriniformes; Cyprinidae
Gene: shisa7b
Product: shisa family member 7
Exons: 6
Coding region: 3297-5207 (636 amino acids)
Biological process (GO): regulation of short-term neuronal synaptic plasticity; regulation of AMPA receptor activity
Cellular component (GO): postsynaptic density; AMPA glutamate receptor complex; dendritic spine membrane
Source: RefSeq, a predicted model, not a curated record
CGUAGAAAAGCCGUUCUCGGCCAAUAACGCGUGCCAGCGAUUGGCAGAUCAUUUCCAACAUUUAGCAAAUGAAACCACGUGCAAGCAUCCGCUCGCUCCAAUCAAUUGAUGUAAACUGAGCGAAGCGGACCUUUGUGGGAGCAACUGCGUUUCCGUGGCGCGGAGGUAGAUCUUUAUUAGUGAGUGUGGAGCCUAUUGAAUUUGUGUUGAAAGCGGAAUAAUACGGUCAUUUAAAGAGUAAGGAAACGGAUAUUACCGGGCGCGUCUAAUUAAUCAGCUGUUUUAUGCUUAUUUGCCAACACUCGGAUUAGACUGUGCAUAGUCAAUAGCGUUUUAUAUGAUAAAGAACCUAUUUUUACCUGGACGCACGGAGUAUUACGCGUUUUCUUUUCUCGCUGGACUGUAAAUUACGCACGGGCGAUAUUUUUGCUAAGAUUUGGACGUCCACUUAUUCCUUUCAUCUUUUGUAUGACUUGUGACUGAAUGAAAACUAUAUUUUGAAGCUGACAUUUUUUUGUAGAGCAUCCAGGACGAGUGGAGAUUUUAUUCGCCUUUAAAUGAGACACUCUCCCAUCGCCAAUGCCACAAAACUGCGUCUUUUUCUACGAACCAAGAGCUGUAAAGAAACGUAAGACCCCAUCUCUGUGAAUACUGCGUGUGCUGCAUCAUCUCAUUCAAUCUGCUGUCAGCCAAGAGAGAGGCAACAAUAACUUUGAACGGUUAUUGUGUCACAUUUCCUCCAGUCUCCGCAUCAUUUUCCUCAGAUUCGAAGCGGGCAGCUGUUGCAACACACGCAAACACACGCAGUGAAAAUCCAAGACUAACAAAGGAAAACUGAAGCCAAGACGAAGAGCCAUCAGCCUGGAUGAAAACGACUGGAGUCCUGGCCAGGAGUACAAGUCGUCUUCUUUUCUAAAGCAGAUGAACUAUCGCUGUUUUUGUGAGCCAGGGGCUUUUUGAAAGGAUGUUGAUUUGCACAGAUUGAAGAUUUUCUCUUUGACUUUUUGCUACCUAAACCAGUGCCAAACACUAACCGUGCCAACCAGAAGCAAGAAAUUAUUUCACUAGUAUUUUUGCAUUUUUGUUGAUCCAUUGAAACUCAAUUUACACCACAUUUUUUACUUUAUCUUCCCUAUUAGUCUUUUUUUUUAUCAUAAUAGCAUGUAGAGGUUCCCAAGGUGGAAAAUCUAUCACCUAGUUUCAGUCAAAAACAACAAGCAGCUUUCGCUCCCCAAAAUAGGGAGAACAGUGCAUUAUUGGUUAAACAUGCUUUAUGUAAGAGUGGCCGUUACGAAUGCAUUAGCCUGAGAGAGUUCGGCUCCUGAUCGAUUGAUCAAUGGAUGGACGGGCUUAUGGAUGGCUGGCACAAGCCUCAUUAAACUUUCCAAAGUGAGCUGCUGCUAAUUCUGUUGAUUAGUCGUGCGUUCCUCUCACUAAGGCCCGUUUAACUCUUCCUCUCCAUCAGAUCUCUUUAGUCAUCCAUCUCGUUUGCUCCUCCCUCCUCUCAGACUCUGCACAUUUAGAGCAGAACCCUCAGAGGUCUCCGAAGGGUUUAGAUACUGAAGCCAUACGUCUCAUAGCCAUACUAACGUCAAGACCCCUGCCAUCAUUGUGAGAAUUCGGCUUGGUUGUUCGAAAAGGGCAGGUGCAUGGGUGUAUUCAGGAAUAUUUUACUGAAUGGUGGUCCAGGUUUGAUGUCCUGUAAUCUGCCAUAUUCACCAGCGAGCCAUUGACGCGUUUACUGUGUUGACAGUGGGACGACGUUUCAAGUUGUCCCGCUACUUGAAAAGACGCUCUUUACCACUUAGGAUAGGUCUUUUGGUGCGUUUGCUUGACGAUCUCCACGUGCUCCACAUUGACGGAUGAAUCCUGACUUGUUCAUGCCUGUUCAGUGGGCUCAACCAUGCUGUCCUGCCAGAACCGGGCCCAAGCCCCCGUUUGUUUUAUUCUGUUGGGUUGAGCUAAAUCCAGAGCAGAGACACUCACGCAAGAGGGUCCAACACACAUAGACCCUCAAACUUUACCUAGACUCGGCCCAUCCUUCCAUUUCCUCUCUUCCUCUUCUUCCUUUCUGGCCUGACUUGCGUCAUCAAACCAGGAACUAAUAUAUACCUGCUGCUUGUUAUACUUCGCGAGUGCCCUAACCGACCUACACUCUUCCAAAGCCUUCGUAAUGAGCCUUUGUCCCGUGGUGCCGCCUUUAGAGAAAAGAUCAGCUCUUCCCCAUUUCUGAACUUUGUGAAGUUGCUCAUUCAUUGCUUCGUCCUACCUUUAUCUCUAGCCUCAAUGACUUCCUUCUAAAACCGAAAAGAUGAAGUACUUAGUAUUUUCCUUGAGAACUGACACUGUUAGCCUGAUUAUUUGGACUGCACAACAGAACCUCAAUGACCUUGAAAGGUAUUCUUCUUAGUCUCGCAGACAUUCUCAUUGACGAUUAACGCCUAAAGCGGCAACCGAGAUUUGUUUACAAGACGACUUCAGUUCUUGGAGCUGACGAUGACUAUUGUUUACAAGUCACACGGAAUAGCUGAGUACUAGUAACUGUUUCUUUCUAUACGGUUGUUUAGUGAGUCGACAACUGAAGUGCCAACCAGAAUAGAGACCGUUUGGUGAGACAUAGUUUACACUCAAACAGAAAUGUUUACAUGUUGCCCAUAAGGUGAACUCAGAUUGAGUCUUGAAUGAAUUGUUAGUGCCAUAGUUCAGUUCAGUCGCAUAGACUUAAACAAAACCACCUUUAAGAAGAAGCUGUAUUCAUGACUUUGUGACACUUUAAAAGGUUUACAUUGCUAAAAUAUACAUUUUGUUUACAGGACUAAAUUGCUUGCAACAAAAAAAGUCAAAUAUUUGUUCAUUUCACAUUUGAGUCAUAUAUUCAAAGCUGUUGUUUUAUAGAAUUUGCUCAUUGAGAAGAUUCCAAAUAUUUUAUUUUGUGCCAAAUCAAAUUUUUCAAACAUUCCAGCUCUCACCCAUCAAGCAUAAAACGUGUAUAUAGAUUUACCUCAUUCCCAGUUAAUAAUUUCCUCAGAAAUAUGUUUACACCCUAACCGAGAGUCUCAUGCUUUUUUCUUUGACCCGAACUCCCGCACUUGGAUGUGCAUUUUGCAUAUGAAAUAAUUUGCAUACUAGUGUAUGCACACGUGAAAGAGAGAUUAACUUGUCUACAUGUCUUAUAUAUUGCCACACUGACUUGCAACUUUUGAUAGACGUCAGCUUUUUGUAGGCCUCGGAAGUCUUUUGUACGAAGGCUUCGCGUUUUUUUCAUCUUUGAUAAAAUAAGCGGCCCUUUUAUCAAGAUGCCACCCGCUGCCAUCUUGCUUUUCUUCCUGUUUGGCCCUGUGGUCUCCACAGUGACUAUUACCUCGGAACGCUCCUCCGUGAACGGGGGGCCGGUGCUGCUUCUGUUGCGAGGACGCAGCCGCAAGUUCCCUCAGCCCGAUGUGGGGGGCAAGGAGGCAGCUGCCAUGGCGGCAGAGCCAGAGGCAGCCGAGAUCCCUCCGAAACCCCUGCCGCAAAUUAUGCUACCCCGCAAUGUGACGGCCGAUGCCCUGAAGCCCCCGCUGGGCGCCGCGCAGGUGGCCCCUCCACCUCGGCGGCUGGUGGACGUGGACGUGUGUCAGGGCUACUACGAUGUGAUGGGACAGUUUGAUAACACUUUCAACUGCACCAAGGGCACCUACAUCUACUGCUGCGGCACCUGCCACUAUCGCUUCUGCUGCGAGCACCAGCGCAGCCGUCUAGACCAAGACUCCUGCGAUAAUUACCGCUCACCUGACUGGGCCGUCACGGCAGGACCCAUCACCCAGCCCCCAGUCCGACACGACCCAGAUUUCGACCCGCUGCAACAACAGAGCAACAACACGGCUUACGUCAUUGGGGGAGUCAUCUCUUUUACCGUGGCCGUGGCCAUUGGGGUUAAAGUGGCCUUCCAUAAACUGUCUCGACGACCGAGGAACCGAGACAUCAACAUGCCUAGAGCGCUGGUGGACAUUCUGCGUCACCAGUCCAGUCCGGUCCAGCAAGGAGAGAGGAACAACAGCACGGUCCUCACAACCGCCACCUCCAGCGAGGGCACGCUGGGGCGGACGUCGAAAAACUUCUACGCUCCCGUCCUCCAGAGCAAAGACAACCGGACUGGGAAACACAGUUUUGGCCAGACUGGGUCCAGUCCUAAACACACAGCUACUAUCGAGCGAGUUCCACGCAUGAACAACACCCAGCUGGCCUCCACAGGAACACUGCUGUCCAGCAAGCACAAUAAUUCCGGUUUUCACCCCUCCUUCUCUCACUCCUUCCACAACCUUGCCCAGCUACCUCCAUCGUACGAGACCGUCAUGAAACCAGAGCUCAACCGCUACAGCUCCCUCAAGAGACUAGAGAAAAACCUGGAUGAAUAUUCCGGAUAUUACACCUCCAAACGAAGGCCAGACAAUGCUCCUCCCAGCUUCCACUCCUCCCAGCACCACCUGCCCUGGGGUGGUGACUUCACACUGGGUAACCGGGGCACCCUCCCGCUAAACACGUCCCGCACACGCAUCCACAUGCCCAGUUCCACUUCCACCCCCAACCCCUACCCGUUACCCCAGACGCAGUACAACCCCACGUUCGACACGAUGAGCAAACCGCCUCGCCGGGUGAUGUCCCAAGACCAGCUUCUGGCGCUGGGGGAGGGGAACACUCUCUCACGCCUCUCCAAGAACCAGCAGCAUCAGUAUUACAAACCCAUGACCACCAGCAAGAGCUCCAACACCCAGACUUUGCGCAAAUCUCACGAACGCCUCCUAGUGUCUCCGGACCGCCUGGAGGAGCGAAUGAUGGGUGAUUACGGCGGGAUGGUCCCCACCAUGUCCCGUCUCACCCACCACCAGAAAGCGCAAUCCCAGCAGAACGUGUGCGUGACGCCCUCGCUCGACCGCCAUCACAUGAUCAAAAUGAAUUCGCACCCUACCUCCGGCCGCGAACAAGACUACACGGUCGCCACCAUGUCCUCCGGCCACGGUGCCGGGACUAUGGGAUGGGGUGAGGUCCACGGCUCCGGAGGAGGACCCGGAGCGAUGCCGCACAGCGCUCGCCGGAUGGCCUUCGCCACGAAACGCCAGAACACCAUCGAACAGCUGCAUUUCCUUCCCGGAGGAGGUGGGGGAGGGGGCGUAGGGGGUGGAGGUCAGGCGCUGAGGACGGGGAGCAAGAACGAAGUAACCGUGUGAGCGCAAAAAGAAAGAUGGUAAGGAGAUGACGGAUAGAUGAGGUGUGAUCGCGCAAGCCGAAGGGAGGGAAGACGGUGGGGUGUAAAAAAAAGGCUGAAGACAGAAAUAAAAAACAGAAAGGAGGAAGGGGUCGGAAAUUAGGCCCGCGGUGUAUCGCUAUUGAGAGAAAGAGGGGUGUAAAAACUAUAGCAUAAGUGAUUCUGUAGAUCCCUACAUUGCCAAAUUCUCCAUAAAUAGAAACGUUAAGGCCUCCUUUGACCUGUGAGUAGCAUAUAGUGUUUCGACGGCACUAUUUAGAGAUACAAAAAGGAAAAGGUUCAUUACUAGAAUAGGCCAAGUUUUCUCCAGCUAGUACAUUCCAGCUGAUGUUGUAAAAGCCAAUUGGUUUAGGGGUUAAUUUGUUUUUUCCUGCAUCCAAUGAUGCAGUUGACCUUGCCUCCAAAUUUUUGGUUUCAUUCAACGCAAAGUGUCAUUCUCAAAGAUGUGUGUCACAUUCAUCAGUAAAAUAAGGGAACAAUGAGAUAUACCGGAUGAAACUGACAAGCGUCCAAUCGUACACUGAAUUACCUCACGGAAACUAUGACUAGUCUCGAAUCAGAUUUGACCUGACUUGGGGAUGGAUUAUGACUUGUGCACGUUAAGCGAGAAAAUACUGAGAGGAGAGAAGAACUUAAAAGGACUUGAAAAAUGUCACUCGUUUUGUGACCUGACUCUUUAGUCUGCACUGUUAAUAUAAGUCCAAAUGCCAUCAGCCAUAUUAGAGCUUAUUCAUAUGAAGAAAUCAUUUUCAUUGGGAGACGGGUGUCACACUGAUGAUCAGAGAUUUUUAGCCUCUUAUACUGAGACUGUGAAUCAAAGCUGACAUGAAUGUCAGUUUGAUUUUUUUUUUGUUUUUGCAUUGUGGAUAACAUUUUGGCUGUUUUAUAAUAUGCUGUCAGACUGAUGGGUAAAAAUGCUUGAGCAGACAUUUGGAAACUGAAUUCAGCCAUUGAGAUCUGAUAGACGUCAUGCUUCUUUAUUGCAUGUUUGACCAAUCAGAGAACAGCUUUGUAUGACAUCCUUGAGUCAGUUAUUUAUAAACGUUAAGAGCUGCGAUUUAAUCACGGGCAUGCAGUAAUGUCAAAUAGGACGGCAUACUCUUCGACAUUUAAUUUGCAACUCGAGCUGUUGUAUUGAGGGGGAAAGGGGAAAGGGUUUGAUUAUACAAUGGACAAUUUAAUCCAAGGGCUAUUCUGAAACUUCUUCAUGUGUGUCUGUGCUUCCGUGUUCUGACGGCUUUUUAUCUUUUCCCGUGACACGGCUGUGCGGAACAUAGAGGCUACGUGCCAAUGAGUGUACAAAACAGUAAAAUAGAACAAAAUCUGCAAAGCUACUUCUGUGUCACACUAGGAUGCAUUAUUAUCUAACCGACGAGUUAGGAUUUAGGAUUAAAAGGUGUCUUGUUUAUCUAUAUUAUAUUCAAGGAAAAAAAUGUCUUUUUUGUUAGCAACUUCUGUGUUUUUCAGCUGUCUCCACAUCAAAUGGACACUGUUGUGGUGGAAUGUCUGAGAACGACCUGGCUGAGCAAGAUUAUCGGGCCAUAAUAUAGUAUUUUAGAUCACUCUGCAAUGUUUAAGCUUUUAUUAACUUUAACUGAAUUUAAAUGCGUUGAAAAAAGGUAAAAAAAAAAAAAUUAAGUAAAUCCCGAAUGUUCAAAUAUGUACACAUGCCAAUUUAUGUGCAUAUAUAUAUAUAUAAAUAUAUAGUCAUCAAUAUUAUUCAUAUUCUUGAUUAUAAACAUUGUUUUGUUUUUUUUCUCUGUGACUUUAGAAAUGGUUUUUAUUCCUGUUUUCUGUUUAUAUUUGAGUUUCUAGUGGAUUCUAACCUUUGUAACUCGACAAAAAAGCAGAUGCAAUCAUAGUGAAAAGACAAAACGCAUGAAGAUGUCAAAGCCAGUGUUGAUGAUGUCAUAUUGCUGACUUCUGAUGUCAAGGUGUGUGUGUCCAGUUUGUGUGUCUGUAUUUGUGUGCUUGUGUGUAUUUCAGUGUCUCUUUUGGAAUGCUUUAUCUCGCAUUUUAUCUGACUUCUGCUUCGCGUGAAGUCAGAGAAUGUGCAUUUCAGAAAACCCAAAAUAUAAUUUAAUUUUUUAAGUGAGUGUCUCUUUGAAUGCAAAAAAUAAAAAGUAAUUAACAAAAAAAAAAAAAAAAACAUUUUCCAUUGCUGCAUUCACCAAAGUUAUGGAAAUCAAAAUAACCACAAGAGUAUUUAAUGUCCUUUUUUUUCCUUUCUUUCUUUCUUUUUUUUUUUUUUUAAAGAUAUAAAUAUGUUUUUUGCCAUGAGAUACAUAAACCUUGUUGUAAAUUUUCUGGGGGAAAAUGCCAAAAUGCCAUGCAUAAAAUAUUUACAGCAAAAACUUUAAUUAUUAUUAUUUUUAAAUAAAAUCCUCACCAUUAAGAAAGACGUU